CGAAUUGAGAACUGCAUGUGUUUACAUCUACACUGCUGUCACUGGUGAGUAAUAACCUAAUACAUUUUUGUAUAUAUAAGAAUGGAUGGAUAACUAAUCUUAGUUUCAGUUAAUUUUUGAGAAACCUUUAAUAAAGCUCGAUAUACCAAGUCGAAGGCUAAUCGAAUAUGAUUUUUCAUCAUAAAAUGUAUAAGCUCUAGUAUAUAUCGAUGUAGAAUUGUAGAUUAUUGUUUUAACGAUCAGAAGUUUGGGCUCGACAUCACCAGAAAUCGCGUUUAUGGUCGGAACAUGAAAAUACCCUUUCAUUAGGUUUAUCGAACCGGGAUAAAUAUGCAAGGAAUAUACGUAUCUUUUAAUUAUCAAACUUAUGGCACAUAAAUGGCGUUAUUAAUAUAGUUACAACUAAUUGCGUCAUACAUUGUAUACCACAAAUAAUUUUGAAGUUAGCUACCUUCGCUUUUCAGUCCAUAAUCAAUGGCCGGUUGAUUCACUGGAUAAGUUAAUAAAAAGUCAAGGCUAGAACCGAUUUAGGAUCAUUUACUCACUGAAAACAGUUCAUUGACAUUGACCCUCAUUAAUUUGUCGCAUUGGAAUUUCUAUAACAUGUUUGUGGAUGCAUGCAUAAAUUUGCCUAUGCCAUGUUAUCCAUUGAUAAUGAUGAUAAUAUACUGCACAGUCCGUUAAAUGGUACAGUACAGAAGACUUAUAUUUAUACUAAUACUGAUGGCGGCCAAAGUUAAUUUAAUAUAACAACAAAAUGCCUUCUUAAAAUCAUAAAUGGCAUAAUAGACAAAAAAGGGUGGACUUGAGUUUUGACGCCUUGCAUGUUGUAAUUUUGAAUUUUGUGGAUUUCACUAUUGAAGGAUAACUCAAUAAUCUGACAGUAAAUGGAUUACUGUCAAAUCAUUUAAAAUACAUCUUAACCAGUUGCAUGCAUGACCACUUAAGCUAAACGCAAAAAUUUCAGCAAUUAUUAGAUUACAUUUUUUUUAUCAAAUAUUAGCAUGAGGUACAUUAAAAGUAUGAUAUAGUUGAUCUGUUGAGAGCUUUGGAAAACACAACCGAUACAGAAAUGUUUAAUAAGCGGUGGCACGCGGCCAAUGACCUUGAUAUGACAUCACUAAUGGCCGUCAUUCUUGUGUUGACAUUUCUCCUCUGAUAAUCCCAGCAAGAGAGAACUUAUCACGCAAUAAAACACUUGGGAACAAUAUCCGUACGUAAAUAUUCCAAAUGUAGCUUACAAAACACGCCGGAAAAACUCACGAAAUCGCGCUGCACAGCAACAUUCUGUUUUUGUCAUUAACAUCUUAGACACAGUGACGUUCCCCGAGACGCCGACUGAAAUUCCUGCCUUGCUGAAAAGCAUCCAAAGAGCAUAAAGAACUGUUAUCACUUUAUGUGUUAGAUAUGAAAUACGUUAACAACACCCACUUCCUCCAUAUUAAGCCGCGGGGUACAUUAUAAACUGCUGUAUAUAAGUGGAUUGCACAUUUUGACAUUACAAUACCUGUACGCCCAACACUGGUGAAGAGCUCCGACAUUCAGUGAUGAAUUAUUCAAUAACGCUCGCGAUCUGUUUUUGUUGGCUUCUGUGUGGUACUACAACCAAGGCAGGAGAGUCAAAUACAGGUGAUGGACUCAACCAAGGACUUAACGAUGUUGCGGUAGAUUUUCAUAGUCAUACUUCGCUGAUAAAUAGCACAAGUGAAAUGGUCCCUUCAGCCGGUGAUCACCCUACUUCUAAAUGGAUUUGGAAACCAAUUGGCCAUAAAAUAAAUGACAUCGACUCUGCAAUAAUUCUUGGCUUGUUUGAAAAUGACUCGGGAUCCGGGGAAGAUGACGGAGUUUAUGAAGAACCAGUUAAUGAAACGCAGACCAGCAGAGAAGAAAUUUGGACUUUUGACGAGACGAUAGAAGAGAGAGUGUAUACUACGCAAAGUCCUAAAACGAUGGAUAGAAAACGAAGUAAAACUGAGGAAAAGGCGUAUCUGAUCUACGAAAGGCAUCUAAGAAAAACAAAUUGGUGUUUUAAAGAUAACGAAGAAGCAAAACCAAAUUACAAGUUUAAGGUAAAACGUCUUUGCGAGUCACUUUUUUUCUUUCAAUACAUAAAACGUAUACUGAAAUAGAAUAUCUUGUGUCUUAAUUACUAUGCGCAUUCAUGAUUUUAGUUACCGGUUACUGAGGGAAUUAUUUUUGUUAUUUCAUUCGCGCGCUAUAUACCUAUUUGUUGAAUCAACAAAAUACCAAAACUCUCAACGCUCGGCUUGAUCGAAAUGCCCAAAUCUUUUUUGUAGUUUAGGCUGUCAACGUAGCCACUCACUAUAAUUGGCUUGAUUUAUAUAGUGCUGUCUCUCACUAUACGUUUGCAAAUUUUACUCUACACUGUUCCAACAGUCGUAUUUGUGGUAAUUAGACUGCUAACCGUCGUGCUAAUUUUCCUUCAGUAAAUGACCAAGAAACACAAAUAAACUAUAUCUGUAAAUAUUUCGUGCUCAGAAAAUUGAAAUAAACAAAGGCAAGCUAAGAGAUGAAACAAUUUCAUUAAUCCCAUUCACUGUGCUUUCAUCAAUUGCGCACAGUUGAUCAAUAGCUACACUGCAAGGAAUUGUACAUAAUGUUCUUCCGGAACUUCGUAAAGAGAUAAAAAAUUGGACAGAGAAAUGUCUAAAUUAGUAAAUAGCUUGAUUUCCUGCAACACAAAACACUUUUAACUCCACCUUAACCACAAUGUUGCUAGAAGGAUAUCUCUAUAUGCAAAGGCUAGUGACAAUCAAUGAUAAAUUGUUGUUGUUUUAUGCAAGCUCUGCAGUUUAUAAUAAGGAAUUAGAACUUGACAAAUUUCUGGUGACACAAUCAUCACUUUGGGUACUUGUUACAAUGGUUUAAAUGUUCGUUCUGCCACAUGGGUUAUGUUGAUUUAUAUAUAGCAAAUGUAUUAUAUUUCAAACAUGCAUUAUAUUGAUAUAACAGUAUAUAACCGAGAGAUACUCUACAUGUAGUAGCUAUAUUAAGCCUAUAUAAUAUCAGGUGAAUCUUGAAAUCGUAGGAGUCCAGUGUAGAUGCGUGCAAUAAUUAAGCUGCCGUGGGUUUGAAUCGAAACAGCCCUGAAACAGGAUUAUAAGAUCACUUAGACGUUUCGAGAACACCAUUAAUCAUUAUAGUCAGGAGUAUAGUUAUUAGAGCGUGCAUGCAUGGCUUUGCUGAAAAUAACGUCCAGAUCUCGAAAACAUGCAGUAGAAUUUCUCUGGGAAAUAAUACAUCAUCAACAAGAUCACGAGGAACAUUUUCAGUUCCUCACACAUACUUGAUCUUAAGGAAUCACAACUACAAGUGUGAAUCUAUAGUUACUCAUCUAUAAUUUCGGCAAGGCAUUUUUUAAUACCAUGGACUGGUGGGGCAUUUGCCCCACUAGGCCCCUUCCUCUGCGGCUCUGCCCCAUCACUGAAGAAAAAAAUGGCCUAAUGCCCCAAAGCCAGGGCCCUAGGACCUGUACUGAGUAAAUGAGUUUAACAUUGAAAAGAAGUUUAAAAAAAUUUGUUGGUGAGCAUACUUAAACUUAUGUUAUGUUUGACUGUUUAGCAUGCAAUUUAUUACAAAUUUCACCAUUAAAACUUUGUUUUGAGAAGCUGAAAUUUUUUUUCAAUGUGUUCUCAGAAUGCAGGAAAUGCUAUUUCAGAGACUCAAAUCUUAAAAAUUUCCUGGGGGGGGCAUGCCUCCAGGUUCAACCCCCCUAGCUAACUCGUGUCUGCGGUACUCUGCUCACCCCCUCGGCGAUCGCAUACUAUGCUGGGGGGAGGGCUUGCCCUUUGGCAGUUUUGCCCCACCACUGAAGAAUCCUUAAAAAAUGCACUGAAUUUCGGAGUUAUAUAUAGAGAAGUCUUGUUAUUCAUAGUUAAGAUUAAGGUUACUUUGUUUUAUACGUCAAAUUUUCCAUCGUUCCACAUUUGGACAGUCUAGCUUGGUCUUGGGUCAGAAAAAUUAAACACUUUCUCAGUCAGUACCGCUCAUAUGUCAUAGGUCAAGAAACGUAUAAAUUAUAUCGGUUCAGUAAUUUUCAGGUAGUUCAAAGAUAAAUUAUUUAGAAAGAACGUUUAAGACAGCAGUGGAAUCAUGCAUGCAAUGAUGCUACCGUAUCAUUAAAUAUUUUCAUAUAGCCUAUAUUAUAUAACCUGAGAUUGAGAAGUGCAUUCUGUACCUUGUUUACAUAACCUUCAAAUAUCUAAUUUUUGUAUAGAAAGCAGAGGUGUGCUGCCGAAGACGUAGAGGAUGCCAAGGAAGACGACAUAUAAAAAGAGGAAUUUACGAUUGUUCGUGCGACAUAUAUUUUCAUAUUUGCUUGAAAAAAGCUGAUACAAAGAUGGCUAAAAGCAUCGAAAACAUGUACUUUAACAGGAACAUUGUCUGUUAUAAAAAACAACGCAAAGUUUGCAUAAACGAACCGUGUCCAGAUGCAACGUACAUGUGGAAAAUAAUCGCUCGCCAUCCUAAAUGAACUGAUCGAUAAUCGUGAUGUAUGCCGAAAGAGUGAAUAUAUAAAUGUAUUAACUAUAGGUGUAUGAUAAGUGGUUCAAGUGCUAUGACUUCUCCAGACUUCUCCCACCCACUGUCUUUCGCGUAAUUUAUGGGAUUAUAUAGGAGCACAAACGUAAGACUAGUUCGUGCACAAGCCCUUAUUAAUUAUCUGACUUAUUUAAUUGUGAAAGACAUUAAAGACACUUGACAACUUGCAUGUAGUCUUAGAACGUGUGAAGUACCAAGAUUUAGUUACUUUAAGCCGCUUUAAUUUAAAUGGGCGUGAGCUAUAAAAAACAUACCAAUAUAAAUUAUAUUGAGUAAAUAAAUGUUGCAAUGACA
Molecule: messenger RNA, 4857 nt
Organism: Paramuricea clavata
Lineage: Eukaryota; Metazoa; Cnidaria; Anthozoa; Malacalcyonacea; Plexauridae
Source: the annotation of a GenBank genome assembly